UGCUUCUUAAAUUCUUUGCAGGAUUUUUUCAAAGAAGCUGUUGAUGAAAUGGCAGCGAGAAGCCUGCGGUGCGUUGCCAUUGCAUACAGAUUAUAUGAAAUUGACAAAGUUCCUUCUGAUGAGGAGAGCUUAGACCCAUGGGUUUUGCCAGAAGAUGAUCUUGUUUUGCUUGCUAUUGUUGGUAUUCAGGACCCUUGCCGCCCAAGUGUCAAAAAUGCUGUAAAAGUGUGCAAAGAAGCUGGGAUAAAGGUACGCAUGGUCACUGGAGACAAUCUUCAAACAGCAAAAGCAAUAGCUUUUGAGUGCGGAAUACUUGGUUCUGAAUCAGAUGCUACUGGGCAUACUAUCAUUGAAGGAAAAACAUUCCGUGAUUUUUCAGAAGAAGAAAGGGUACAAAUUGCCAAAGAAAUAACAGUGAUGGGGAGGUCUUCUCCUAAUGACAAGCUCUUGCUUGUUCAAGCACUGCGUACGGGAGGGGAUGUUGUUGCUGUGACUGGAGAUGGCACUAAUGAUGCUCCUGCACUUCAUGAGGCAGAUAUUGGUCUUGCUAUGGGCAUUCAAGGAACUGAAGUUGCGAAAGAAAGUUCUGAUAUAAUUAUCUUGGAUGAUAACUUUGCUUCAGUUGUAAAGGUUGUUCGCUGGGGGCGUUCUGUGUUUGCCAAUAUUCAGAAAUUUAUACAAUUUCAGCUUACUGUUAAUGUUGCAGCUCUCAUCAUUAAUGUUGUUGCAGCAGUAUCGUCUGGUAGUGUUCCUUUAAAUGCAGUACAGUUAUUAUGGGUUAACCUUAUAAUGGAUACGCUUGGAGCUCUUGCAUUGGCUACCGAACCACCAACAGACCACCUUAUGCAUAGAUUGCCGGUUGGCCGAAGGGAACCUCUUAUAACAAACAUCAUGUGGAGGAAUUUAUUUUUACAGGCCUUUUAUCAAGUUACUGUGCUCCUCGUGCUCAACUUCCGGGGCACUAGUAUUCUUCAGUUAAAGAGUAAGACCAGGGAACACGCUAAUGAUGUGAAGAAUACUAUGAUAUUCAACACGUUUGUCUUCUGUCAAAUAUUCAAUGAGUUCAAUGCUCGGAAGCCUGAUGAAAUCAAUGUCUUCCGUGGAGUGACUAAGAACUAUCUCUUCAUGGGAAUAAUUGGAAUAACCUGCGUUCUUCAAAUAAUCAUCAUCGAGUUUCUUGGAAAGUUUACCUCAACUGUGAGGCUCAGCUGGAAGCUGUGGCUAGCGUCUGUUGCUAUUGGCGUUUUCAGCUGGCCGCUUGCUAUUAUUGGAAAAAAGAUUCCAGUUCCCAAGACUCCUCUUUCCACGUACUUCAUGGGGCCAAUUCAGCAAUUGCGAAGUUGUUUUCCUAGGAGACGAUCAUGAAGCUGUUUGUGAUCGUAUUAUCUCGUUAUGGUAGCUUCUGCCAAACAACAAAGGAUAAUGAUGAUCACUCUUAAACCCUAAAUCUUAAACGCAGAAGUAGCAAUGUGGGGUAAUGAUGGUGACAAAAUUGUACUAGUGCAUGAUUUCAAUCUUCCUGAAGCGUUAUGAACCAGAGAAUAUCAUGGCGGUGAAGUAAGUUUGUGGGAAAUCUACGAAUAAUUGUGUUGAUUUGGUAAAGAUUAGAGCACUAACCAUUAUUCCUAGAAAAACUAAUAUCAGUAUAUAUUAAUUGUGAUUCAUUAUUGUCAUUUUUUUGUUUGUACUUUCA
Messenger RNA from Pistacia vera, 1693 nucleotides. Its product is annotated as calcium-transporting ATPase 9, plasma membrane-type-like. Lineage: Eukaryota; Viridiplantae; Streptophyta; Magnoliopsida; Sapindales; Anacardiaceae. The transcript has 12 exons. Gene Ontology annotation, cellular component: intracellular membrane-bounded organelle; membrane. Bases 49 to 1365 code for a protein of 438 amino acids. The record is from RefSeq and is a predicted model, not a curated record. Gene Ontology annotation, molecular function: ATP hydrolysis activity; P-type calcium transporter activity; ATP binding.